AUGAAUCUCUUCACGGCUGUCAACGACGCCAUGCGCGUAGCACUUCGAACGGACGAGACAGCAAUUGUGUUUGGCGAAGAUGUCGCCUUCGGUGGGGUCUUUCGCUGCAGCCACAAUUUACGCGAGGAAUUUGGGGCGGACCGCGUCUUCAAUACACCGCUUUCCGAAAACGGCAUCGCUGGCUUCGCUGUUGGCUACGCCGCAACAGGCGGUACUGCAAUCGGUGAAAUACAGUUCGCCGAUUACAUCUUUCCAGCCUUUGACCAAAUCGUCAACGAACUCGCCAAAUUCCGUUACCGCUCCGGAAACCAGUGGAACGCGGGAGGUGUUACGCUUCGUGCUCCCUGUGGGGCAGUCGGUCACGGAGGACACUACCAUAGUCAAUCACCUGAAGCGUAUUUGGCGCACACGCCUGGGAUUCGUGUCGUCAUGCCACGGGGGCCCAAAGCGGCCAAGGGAUUGCUGCUGGCAUCAAUUCGUUCCAGAGACCCCGUCGUAUUUUUGGAGCCCAAGGCUCUGUAUCGAGCGGCGGUGGAAGAUGUACCCGUGGGUGAUUACGAAAUUGAAUUGGGAAAGGCAGAGAUUCUGAGACCCGGUGAGGACGUAACAGUUGUGGGUUGGGGUGGCCAACUUCGCGUUUUGGCAAAGGCCUGUGCACUGGCUGCCGAGCUCGGGAUUGACUGCGAAUUGAUUGAUCUACAAAGCAUCUUACCCUGGGACUUUGAGACGGUUGCCGCGUCGGUAAGCAAGACCGGGAAGCUUGUCGUAAGCCACGAGGCUCCCAUAACUUGUGGCUUUGGGGCCGAGGUUGCGGCGACUGUUGCCGAUCGGUGCUUUUGGAAUUUGGAAGCACCCAUUAAGCGUGUGUGCGGGUACGAUACGCCAUUUCCUCUGAUUUACGAAAAGUACUAUAUUCCGGACGAGCUUAAGAAUCUGGAAGCCAUCAAGACUGUCGUUGAAGCAGCUAAAUAA
Molecule: messenger RNA, 972 nt
Organism: Phaeodactylum tricornutum CCAP 1055/1
Lineage: Eukaryota; Bacillariophyta; Bacillariophyceae; Surirellales; Neidiaceae
Exons: 1
Coding region: 1-972 (323 amino acids)
Biological process (GO): response to nutrient; branched-chain amino acid catabolic process
Molecular function (GO): catalytic activity
Source: RefSeq, a predicted model, not a curated record